Molecule: messenger RNA, 1994 nt
Organism: Hemicordylus capensis (graceful crag lizard)
Lineage: Eukaryota; Metazoa; Chordata; Lepidosauria; Squamata; Cordylidae
Gene: BKGD
Product: chromosome 3 C11orf54 homolog
Exons: 9
Coding region: 189-1139 (316 amino acids)
Cellular component (GO): nucleus
Molecular function (GO): hydrolase activity, acting on ester bonds; zinc ion binding
Source: RefSeq, a predicted model, not a curated record
AUAAUGUCUCUCUGUAAUUGGCUGCUGAGCACCUGCGAGAAGCUUAUUGGAGGAGGAAAACAAAGUUGCUUUGACUGGGAGAAGUAGCGGAGGGGAGGUGUGGUCUGGACUGUCUGGAAUGCCAUUCUGCAGACAGACCAUCUCGGAUUUCUCAAGCUUGGCUGUUCAGUUUGCUGCAUGGAAUAAAAAUGGCCCAAAUUGAGAAGUUUGCUUUUUAUGUACCGACUCUGGAAGAGCUUGCUGAGGUUCUGCAGGAUGGACUCAAAGAAAAUUUUGCAGAAGUCCACGUUUCUGUGGUGGACUGCCCUGAUCUGACUCAAGAACCCUUCAGAUUUCCACUUAAAGGUAUAUGUGGCAAGCCUAGAAUUGCAGAUGUGGGUGGUGUUCCAAACCUUGUGCCUCUUGUUCAAAAAGAUAAGGUCUAUGACCUGAACACAGUGGCAAAAGAGAUACAGCUGCCUGGAGCCUUUUUUCUUGGAGCUGGAGCAGUUUCAUCUAGAAUUGUUGGUGGCAAUGCUGAGCUUAUUCCUGUUGUUCAAGCUAAAAACGAGACAAAAGCAGCCGUCAACGGAAGUUACAUUGCCAUGAUUAAUCCUGAGGAUAACGGGUGCCUGUUGGAGAAGUACAGCACCAAAUAUAAAGAUUGCGAAUUUGGAUUGCUGGCUAAUCUGUAUGCCAGCGAAGGCCUUGCUGGAAAGGUUAUUGAAGUGAAAGCACAUAGAAGAACUGGGGAGCAGAACUUCAUAUCCUGCAUAAGGAAAGUCUUAGAACAAUAUUAUGGUGACAAGCCAGUUGGAAUGGGAGGAACAUUUAUUAUUCAGAAAGGAAGAGCAAAAAUUCAUAUCAUGCCCUCAGAAUUUUCUGCCUGUCCUUUGAACACUGAUGGGGAAGUGAACAACUGGCUCAAGUUUUUUGAAAUGAAGGCUCCGCUGAUUUGUCAGCCCGUGUUAGUUUCUCGAGAUCCAGGCUUUGAUCUUCGUGUGGAGCACACUCACUGUUUCAGCCAUCAUGGUGAAGGGGGCCACUAUCAUACAGACACUACUCCAGAGAUCGUAGAGUACCUGGGAUAUUUUAUGCCUGCCGAGUAUCUCUUUCGAAUUGACAGACCCAAGGAAACACAUUUGGUUGGGCGUGACUGAAUCGACAUGGGCUUCCGUCAGGGGAGGAAGGCCUGUUUAGCAGCAGAACAGAAAGCCAAGUCAUUUAUUGGAAUUUUGCUUUUUCACUAAGGCUAUUGAAAUAUCCUUCACACAAACUUAAAUCUAUUCACCACAGUAAGAUAGCACUUAUUUUGCAUAUACUUUAAAAAAUGGCAUUCGAUGUGGGUUUGGAUUAACUAGCAGCUGGAAAUACAAUGGAAUUUAGUCUGAGAGAGCACAUCAGGAGCCAAAUAAUCACCCUUUUUUUUUUUUUUGGUCUUCAUCCCCCUUCCAUCACCACCACUACCACUUUGUUUUAGUGGCAGGCUAUUCUGAGUGGAGGAUAGAGGCUAUAAGCCAAGCACCUCUCUGCCUUCUCCUUUUAAUGGAGUAGAGUGGGGUGUGCAGGCAGCUGCCACUCACCACCUCCUUCACAAUACACAUGGAUGGUGCUAUAUAAAGAGAUCUUUAUAGGAGUCGGUGGGAAUCUGUUGUGAAUGGGCACACAUAAUUUAUGCAGAAACACCUUAUGAGUGUUAAUCAAGGCUUUUGUGUUGCCUGGGAGCUUCCCUGGCACUCUUGGCUUAAUUGCUGAAUUCCACCACUGUGAGGAAGAAUUAGAGCAGUGAAACGAGGUGAACAUCACUACUGUGAUAAGAGUUUCCAUUUCCUUCUUUUUAACUUUAGAGUUUGGGAUCAAGGGUGGGUAUUCCCUCAGCAGGAUGUCCUCUCACAAGAUGCAGAUAAAAGUAUUGAUUCACUAAGUUGUAAUCUUUUUGCUGCAAUCAAGAUAAUUCAGAAGUUAGCAAACUGAUCUGACUGUUGAUACUACAAAAAUAAAUUUGAUACACUAUG